Messenger RNA from Grammomys surdaster, 5988 nucleotides. It is a transcript of the gene Frem3, whose product is annotated as FRAS1 related extracellular matrix 3. Lineage: Eukaryota; Metazoa; Chordata; Mammalia; Rodentia; Muridae. Gene Ontology annotation, cellular component: membrane. The record is from RefSeq and is a predicted model, not a curated record. Gene Ontology annotation, biological process: cell communication.
AUGGCUGAGGAUUCGUUGAACCUUUCUGGAAUGUCUCCGCAGCUGCUAGUGGCGCUCACCUGCCUGCUUUUGACUUGUCGCGAAAACGUGUCCUACUGGGAGCUCUACCUGCCUCCCUAGGGAACGCUUGAUGGUAGUAGUCACCAGAACCCUGGCAUCCUGAUAGCAAACCCCGGUUUCCAAGUGCCACAGAGCCGUUCGGUUUGGCUCGACCCACUGAGGGACCUGGUGAUUCGAGUACAGGGAGGGGAUCAGUGCAAGGUGACCAUGCUGGACUUCCAGCGGUUCCAAGGCGCACUCUCCCCGCGCCAAUUUCCCUGUGAUUUUGGGGCCCACCAGGUCAAGUAUACUCACUUCAGCUCGCCCAGCUUCGCAAGAACCUGGAUACAGCUGCGCUACCACGCAGGGAUACCAGCAGGGUAGCUGCAUGCUACCAUGCUGGUGCUGCCCUUCUCUCUGCAUGUGAAUGUAGUCUUGCCCAAGCUUCAGCUGGUGACCUGCAACAGGCCCUUGAAAGUGUUUAAACUGCUAGGCUGCAGCCAUGCCAUCGACAGGAGAGUGCUAAACUUUGCCUCCAGGAGCAGAUGCAGGCUCACCUUGCUUCCUCAUGCUGGCACACCACUCCCCAAGUAUAGGUGCUUGGUAGGCUCCGCUGGGACCCCUCUCCAGGGACCAUCUGGCGACUGUGAGACUUUUAUCCGCUACCACCAUACUGACACACCAUCCUCACCCAGCAGAAACUAUGUGCCCAUGCUAGUGGAACUGUUAGGACCAGAGUCUCAAAGUACCAGGUCAGUGGAGGUGCUGGCCCGGGAGUACUUCCAGCUUCAAGUCAGAAUCCAGAAGGGAGCCAGGAGCACAGCACCAAGACCCAGUCUUGCAGCUCUAAAGAUGGCGGAAGUUAACACCUUACUGACAGCCCUUAAGCCAGAUGCGCUGCCUGCAGAAGACAGCGAGUCAGACCCUAAUGACCCAGUCUUCAAUAUUCUCAGUGUCGCUGAGGCCCCACCUGGACACCAUGGUCGACAGGGGUUAAGUUCUUCGGUCUCUUUCUUUGUCCAGAAAGAGCUUCGAGAACUGAAAAUUGCCUAUCGACCAGCAACGGGGAGCUCAGAAGGGGACUGCAUCGUUCAGCUCGAACUGCAGGUGAUAGAUGAAGAAGGUGACACCUCUGAGCCUUUUGCCUUCAUGGUGGUGAAGUCUAUGAAUACUCUGGCUCCAAUAGCUAGCUACAGCCAAGGGCUUGCUGUGUUUGAAAGCCAGGCAAGGCCUUUGUCCGGUGUCCAAAACGUUCAGGUCAGUGAUAAAGAUAAUUCCAACUAAAUAAGAAUUGCUACAGUCAGAGGUUUGCAACAUGGGCAGCUGGUGGUGCGUGGGGCACAUGCUUGGUGCAAGUAUUUCACACCAGCAGACCUAAGUGCAGGAUGAGUAGUGUACCAGCAUACGACGGCAGUGACUUACAGUGACACCAUCAUCCUCAAGAUGAAGGAUGGGCACCACCAGGUGGACUUCCUCUUCCCUGUUACUAUGCCUGUAGAUGAUGGCGUCACUGCUCACAUGGGACUCUCUGUGACUGAAGGGCAGGUGGUACAGAUAUCCCCCUUUGUCUUAUGUGCCACAGAUACUGAUUUCGAGAACUCAGCUAUCCCCUUUGUGUUGGAAGACCAACCAGGAAAAAAAAAAGAGGACGAGAGAAGCAGAGAUCUGGCCCCUGGUUCUAGCUCAAGCCAGCACCCAGGCAACAUGCUGCUGAGACAGGCAGAACCCCCUUCAUCCUUUCUGCACAGUGACUGGCACUAUGUGAAAAAGGAGGGAUUUUAUGAGAAGAUGGUGACUGAGUGGCUGAGAGACAUAACAGAAGGGAGACUUUUCUUCUCCCAUCCUGGACCACAGAGCCCAUCUACACUGGCCCAUCUGGCUUUCCGUGUGCAGAAUGACUGUGCAAAUCUCUCCAACCAGCACCUCUCCAUCAGCAUCCAACCUGCAGAUAAGUUGAAUCCUCGGCUAUCUCCAGAAACUACCCUAGAAAUGACAGUGAGAGGAUACCAGCUCACUCCCUUCGAGAAGUUCCUCCAGUACACUGACCAGAACUCAGAUGAACAGAACCUGUGGUAUACUCUACUGACACGACCAAUGGAUACUGACAGCAACCACCAAGUCCAGGCUGGAGAAAUCGUGCUCACUGAUUCGCCAAAUAGACCCGUCAUUCAUUUUACCCAAGCCCAGGUCAAUCAUCAAAACAUUGCUUAUCGACUCCCACAGAAGAAUCUGAACAUCGUACCUUGAGCUGUACAAUUCACCUACAAGGUGGAAGACACUGCAGGCAACAGCGUGCCUGGUACAUUCACACUAUUGCUGCAGCCUUUGAACAAUCAGCCACCAAAAGUCACCAAUACAGUCUUUGCUGUCUUAGAGGAAAACAGCUUUAUUCUUGGCAGAGGUGAACUUAAUGUUUCAGACCCUGACACCAAUGUUGGUCAAAUUUUCUUCACUUUAGUUUGGGGUCCCCAGUAUGGACACUUUCAGUACUUUAAAACAUAUAUGGUUCCAGGAGAAUCAUUUAUGCUAGCUGAUGUUAAUGGGAACAUCUCUUAUCAGCACAGCAGAGACCAGACUACCAGUGACAUCGUCUACCUAGAGGUAAGUGAUGGUCACCAUGUACGUAUCACUGUUCAGGUUUCUGUGCAGCCCACUGUGGCUGACAGAAGUCCUGCAAUCUCUAUCACAGGUACUCCAGUAUUGGCUAUUUCUCUAGAUGUGCUUGAAAAUACAGCUUCUGAGAUCACUAUGGGUGUUACUCAUGGCAGAAAGGAUUUGAUGCUGUCUUCCAUUGUGGAGCAGAAGCCUAAACUGGGCAUGAUUCUGGUGGACGAUUUGCCUGCAGAACGAGUCACCCAGGAGGACCUCCUUGAUGGAGCAGUAAGCUGUGUUCACACUGGAGGUGAAAUUGGCUUCCAAAGGGUUCAUACUGCUCUCAGCUUCUUCCUCUCCAAUGAUGCUUAUCGCUGAGCCAUGGGGGACAACAUACUGGAGAGGGUCCUGGUGGAAGUGACAGUGCUGCCCAUGGACAACAUGGCCCCCAAGGUCUUGAUAGGAGAGCCCUUCAUCGUAUAUGAAGGUGGGAAGAACCCCUUGACCCCACAACAUGUCAGCAUUGAAGAUGUGGAGACUUCUAAAGAUGAAAUUCUUUGCACUCUGACUGCACAGCCAUCCUCUGGCUACCUGGAAAACUUGGCACCAGCUCCUGGUUCAGAAGUGUCACAGGCUGGCAGCUCCAUCAGUGCCUUCUUCAUCGAGGAUAUUCGAGUGAGGUGCAUCAAUUAUGUCCAGAGUAUCCACAAGAGAGUAGAACCAGGAGCAAAUCAAUUCACCUUUUAUUGCUCUGAUGGCAUCAACUUCCCCCCAAAUGUUCUCCUCCCUCUAACCAUCUUGCCCACCAAUGAUGAACAGCCUGAACUUUUUACCUAUGAGUUUGAGGUAUUCCAGGGGAUGAGCCGGGUCACAGACACUGCACUGGUCAAUGGAGUAGAUGCUGACUUCCCACCAGAUGAGUUUUACCGUCGACUCCCGGUCCUCCCCCAGCAUGGACACAUCACCCUGCAGCAAGCCCACCACACCUCUACCCUGCAGGAGAUCCAGGAGCCCUCCUCCAUUGCCUAUGAACACGAUGACUCAAAGGGCAUGGAGGACAGCUUUGAGGUCUGGCUGAGCGAUGGCAGGCACACCACACAUAACAAGGUGCCCAUUGUUGUAAUCUUGGUGCAUGAUGAGGUUCCUCAGUUGACCAUCAAUGAUGGGUUGAUAGAAACUUGACACUCUGAGAUCAUCUCAAGUCAUCUGCUCAGAGUAGAUCUUGACUCAGAUAACAAGAGUUUCAGUUUUGUUCUCCACUCUGAGCUUCAACAGCGGCUUCUGCGACGACUGAGGACUCCAGGAGGAGAUGUGAGGAACAGCCUCACCAUGGAGAUGAAUUUCACCCAGGAUGAAAUUGACAGAGAUCUUAUCUGUUAUACCCACACAGGCCAGGGAGAAGCUGUUGCCAAUUUUGAUGUGACUGAUAGGGUUAACCCUCUGAGAGAUCUCUAUUUCUAUAUCACCACUGGCAAUUCAAACAGUGACAUCCCUGAGAUAACCAGAAGAGUCACCUUGACAGAAGGUAACAGAAUGACCCUCACCACUGAACGGCAACACGGUGACAUCCACAGCCCUGGUAAACAACUUCUCUGCAGCAUCACACGAGCUCCCAGCACAGGCUACUUGGAAUGCUCUCACCAGCCUGGGGAGCCCAUGGCUUCUUUUACUCAGCUUCAACUGGCCAGCAACAAGAUAUCCUCUGCCCAUAUCUCAAAGGAUGAUGUAAAGAUGAACCACUUUUAGCUUAGAGUGACUGGGGGACACAGCUCUGUGUCUAGAAUCUUCAGGGUAUUCAUCACAGACAAGGACAACAAGAUACCUACCUUGACUAUCCAAACACUAGAUCUGCAAAGAGGGGGCAGCAUAGUGGUCACUCCUUCUCAGUUGACAGUGGAAGAUGAGGAUACUCCAGCUGAUUUUAUUCUUUUUACCAUCACACAGGAUCCUAUCCAUGGCAGGAUUUUGUAUAAUGGUAGCCAUCCUGUGACCACUUUCACUAAGAAGGAGCUGACAAACCUGAUUCUCUACUGGUACGAUGGCAGUAAGACAGUCGAAGACAGUUUCUCUUUCACUGUGACUGACGGCAUCCACACAGGCUUCUGUGUCUUCCCAGACACUGCCCUGGAGACACAUGUGCCUCAGAUAGUGGGGAUCCAGGUAAGACCCCUUGACAACAGGCUCCCACAGAUUGCCAUCAACAAGAGAGCCACAGCCUUGAAGCUCCUUCACACUGGACACUUGGGUCUCCUCGUUACCAACAAGUACUUACAAGCAAUCCAUCAGGAUGCUCCCCACAGACUCCUACAGUAUAAAGUGACCAGCGGACCACAGCAUGGCUAUAGUGUCAGUGCUGGCCUUGGAAAUGAGAGCACCCACAUGUUCACACAAGCUGACAUUGAUGAGAGGUGGGUCUACUACAUCCUGAGCAAGGGCAGUGGCAGUGCAACAAGAGAUGCCUUCUACUUCUCUGUUGAAACCAGUGGUAGCAGGAAGUUAACAGACCUCCCUUUUAGGCUGAGCUGGUGCUGGUUAUGUUUAGAGAAGGAAUAUGUUUUAGUGGAUGACCCCUCUACAUUCCAUGAGCUAAACAUGCCGAAGAGAAAAAUAUUCCUUCAGACCCUAAGAAUUAUGUUGAGUUUUCUGGCUUCAGGCACUGGAACCAAAGGAGACAUUGCCAAAGAAAAUAAGGAUUUUAAAGGAAAGGCUUCCACACUGGUCCAGUUCGAUCCUGACCAGUAUACACCCACGUGGAAGGUGGAACUUAUAUCUGACACCAAGUAUGAGACCUCAGAAACUUUCCAAAUCGUUCUCUCUGAACCUGACACGGCUGCACUGGAGUUUCCAGAGAUGGCAACAGUCGAAAUUGUAGAUCCUGAAGAUGAAUCAACAGUUUACAUUCCAGAGGCAGAAUAUAAACUGGCAGAGGCUGUUGGGGAGUUUCUGGUUCCUGUAAGACGAUCUGGAGACACAAGCCUGGAGCUUACCAUCGUCUGCUCUACUCAGCCAGGUUCUGCCACUGGCACAAUUCCUUCCAUGGAGUUAUCUUUGUCAGAUUACUCAAGACCAGAAGAUAAUACCAGAAUGCUCCACUUUGAAAAAGAUGAGAGCCGGACAACCUGUCAGGUCCUGAUAUCAACGACUCCUUUUUAUGAAGACGAGUCCUUCAGCAGUGCACUGAGCCUGCCAGUGGGAGAGCAACUGGGGGCCAAACUGCCCACUGCCAGAGUAGUGAUGACAAUCCUUGACGACCUGCCACAGCCUGGCUUUGAGGGUCUAGAGAUAUUUGAAUUACUUCUCUAGAUGUCUACAUGUGCAGGGCUUGGAGAACCAAAUAACACCAGUUACCAUCCAUGA